This is a messenger RNA of Peronospora belbahrii, 909 nucleotides long. NCBI's taxonomy places the organism in Eukaryota, Oomycota, Peronosporomycetes, Peronosporales, Peronosporaceae. The record is from the annotation of a GenBank genome assembly.
AUGAUCACAGCAAAGAGGGUUCUGAAUGAAGUUGUGACAGGUGAUGUGACGUUGUUACGUAAGUUUCUAGAAGCUGGUCAUGGCAAGACAAUGGUGUUAACUGGAGCAGGAAUUUCCACGGAUUCUGGUAUUCCGGAUUAUCGAGGACCUAACGGUGUUUACAAUCGGAAUAAAGACUUUCGUCCACUUCAGUUUCAUGAGUUUAUUGGAGCUCAUACGUAUCGUCAGCGCUAUUGGGCACGCAGUUUUUUUGGGUGGCCAAAAAUUUUUCAUGCAGAGCCAAAUCGCUCACACGACGCACUUACGCAACUCCAACGUGCAGGCGCUGUAUCGAGUAUUUUGACUCAGAAUGUCGAUCGGUUGCAUAUUAAGAGUGGUUCACACAGUGUUGUAGAGAUGCAUGGAUCACUGUACGAGGUACAGUGCCAGGGUUGCGGUGAUGUGACGUCCCGUCAAAGUUACCAAGAUAUGCUAAAAAUAUUGAAUCCAAAAGUUGUUCAAUGGACAAAUGAUAACCGAGGUCAGGGUACAGGUGACGUUGCGUCUAGCGACAAUGGAAAUCCGGAUGGGGACGUGGACAUUUUGUGGAAUUAUGACGAAUUUGUCUACCCAGCAUGCAACAAGUGCAAUGGCAUUAUGAAACCUAGAGUCGUUUUCUUUGGUGAAAAUAUGCCGGCAGUUACUCGGAUGGCUGCGCUCGAGCGCGUGAGAGAUGCGAAUGCGUUACUCGUCGUUGGCUCAUCGUUAAAAGUUUUUUCUGCAAUGCGUCUGGUUAAUCACGCACACGCUCGCAAGGUUCCUAUCGCCAUUAUCAACCUGGGACCAACGCGAGCUGACGAGCUGUGCGAACUACGCAUUGAUAAACCGUGCACGAGUCUGCUUACCGGAGUGGCAGAUUUGUAUUCGUAA